AUGGCGCCAAGAUCACCUCCUAAGCAAGUUCGAGCCAAAUACUUGAGCGGGACUAGUCUCGCGAUAUGGUGGUUGAAACCUGAAAUAACCAUGCAGGCGACUUAUUACUGCAGGAGGAACCACGAUCUGAAACUGACGGCUUACAAAGUCUACUACACGAGGAACCCUGAACAGGAGAUAAAAGAUUGGUCAAGUCAGCUCGUGGCAAGUUUUUCGGAGGGAAAUUAUCGCAGGUAUGCAACAUUGGAAACUUUUACCCUGCUCUCUGGUUUAGCACCUUUAACCAUCUACACUGUCCGGGUCCAGGCAUACACUACAAACGGGCCCACCCCUCUCUCAUCUCCUCUUCAAGUGAAGACGCAAUACAGAGUAGUACGAGAUGAUCCCAGGGACGUCCCGCUUGCAUAUCAGCGUCCGUGUCCAGCUGUGAAUCAUAUUCGGACAUUCCAGGGAUUCCUUUUAUGGGCCUUCAUGGGGUCGUCCGCAUGA
Messenger RNA from Darwinula stevensoni, 489 nucleotides. The record is from the annotation of a GenBank genome assembly. Lineage: Eukaryota; Metazoa; Arthropoda; Ostracoda; Podocopida; Darwinulidae.